Molecule: messenger RNA, 408 nt
Organism: Strongylus vulgaris
Lineage: Eukaryota; Metazoa; Nematoda; Chromadorea; Rhabditida; Strongylidae
Source: the annotation of a GenBank genome assembly
AGCGCAGAAAUUCAACGUACAACUUCGUCAGUAGCAUCUCCCUUCGUUCUAGCAAAAGGCAAAUCGCCUAGAAAACACAUCUCCGUAAUUGAAAUUCAAAGCGACAAGAACGAAAGCGCUGUUGAAUCCUUAUUCGAUCUGUCUGGUAGUGAGAAGUCGCUGCCAUACGAGUCGUUGAUAACUAAGAGAUUCCCUAAGGACAUCUUUUUAGAAAAAAGUCCAUCUGUUGGUCAGAACAUAUCAGCUUCAUCUCCAGAGGUUUCUGCUAUGGGGACUGUCGAUAUCGGCACAGGUAAAGAGGAUGCGGACCAGAGCAUUUGGUCGAUGGUACCAGCGAAACCACCUCAAGCUAACCGUUCACGUCUGGACUUGACCGCAGAAACAGAUCUCGACCAGAGUGUUUGGUAA